Penaeus vannamei (Pacific white shrimp) is the source of this 1453-nucleotide messenger RNA. The record is from RefSeq and is a predicted model, not a curated record. NCBI's taxonomy places the organism in Eukaryota, Metazoa, Arthropoda, Malacostraca, Decapoda, Penaeidae.
GUCUAUGCCCAAAAGAGACAAUGACUACUGACAAAGAAGGAUUAGUACAUGCAGCAGAGCAUUACUUUGAUAAAAAAGGACUCUAUACAGUGCAAGCAUUUUAAGGUGGUGUAUCUGUCAUUGUAGGCUGGAUCGUUGGUGUGGCAGCAGCAGUCAAUCCGUCCACAGGGACAGGGUGUUGUGUGCCCUUUCUGCAGAAGAGAGUUCCUCCACAAGAACAACUUCCUGAAGCACUUCAAGACACACACAGGGGAGAAGCCUUUCUCUUGCCCUUUCUGCGAUUUUCGUACCAUUCAGAAGGGAAAUCUCAAGACCCACAUGCGCAAUGUCCAUAAGAGCUUAUUGGCUUGAAAGAAAGGAAAAAAACUCAAUUACCUUCAGGGAAUUGAGUUUGGCGCUGAAAUCAAGGACGAUGGUGGAGUGGUCGUGCAGAGAGGGUUGUGGUUCCGCUUUACUUGUAACUUCUGUCACAAGAAUUUCAACCACAAGAACAACUUCAGGAAGCACUUGCGAACCCAUACUGGGGAGAAGCCAUACAUGUGUCCACAGUGCUCCUAUUGCUCUGCUCGCUCAGAUCUCUUGCGUGCCCACUUACACAAGAAGCAUCCUUACGUAUCAACUUCAACCCAAGUUUAGGAAAUAUGAUUUUCUAAAUUAUGGGGUCUGACGUGUUCUACAAAUAUAUUAUAUGGUCUGUGUGUGGGUGAAUUAGUCUUCUUCUUUUUUUCUUUUUUUUCUUUCUAAUGUUAUUUUCUUGUUUAUAUAUAUAUAUAAUUUUUUUUUUUUUUCUAAAAACGUACAAAAUAUUGUAAAAUUUUGUUCAGUACUAGUGAGAAACGUAGAACAAAAAGCCCAAUUUAUGAAGCAGUUAACAGAGUUAGAACAGUACUCAUACCUGUCCCUUCAAGAUAACAAUUAAACAUGAUAAAUGAUGAUUUAAUACAAGCAGCCAUACUCUGAUUUUCAUUUAUAUAGUAUGCACUUGUUACAUUCAUUUUUCUUCUUCAUAUCUGUAAAAUGUUAAACACUAUAUUCACACUCAUAUAGCAGAUAUGCAUAUCUGUUCUAUGAAGAUAGUAUGAUAUUAAUGUUUCAAUAUAGCUUUAAAUUUUAUUUUUAAAAGUUCAGAUUUUUUUUUUUUUUUUUUUUUCGAAGAAGGGUUACUUUUCACCAGCAAGCAGUGUAAAAAUUUGUUCACAAUUUUUUUUCAAGCUUCCCAUUCAUAAGAACCUUGUAACCUCAAAAAAAACCUGAUUUGUGUGGCCAUGGAGUGAAAUAAUCGAAAUUUACAGCACUGGUGUACUUUAUCUUGUGUAUGUUGAGUUGACCACUUUGUUCUUAUUUUUUUUUAUCUUUUUGGUUAUUUAUAAUUGAAUGUGUACAUGUUUGUUGUAUGUGUAUGUAUACAUGCAUGUGCACAUAUGUUGUAUGCAUGAGUGCAUGUACAUGUACA